GGAAGGUGGAGAGAAGCCGGUCCUGCUCUCAGGAGAGAAAGGAGGGUUACAGUAAGGACAUGGUGACAGACUUUGAUGAGAAACAUGAUGAGUAUUUAAUAUUGCUUCAGCAGAGAAACCGGAUACUAAAGCAUUUGAAAGCCAAGGACCCUGUGCAGCUAAGGCUGGAACACUUGGAGCAAGGUUUCUCUGUCUAUGUCAAUGGGGCCAAUUCGGAGCUGAAGACAUCCCCACGGAAAGCUGUGCACACAGAUUUCUCCAGAAGUGCCUCACAGGCUGAGGGGUCCCAAGAUUAUGGACGAAGAACCCUAUUCCGAGAAGCUGAAGAAGUCUUGAGAUGCAGCUCCAGGACAACACCAGGAAAAGUCCAGCGCCGAGGAUGGCACCAGAAAUCUGUGCAGAUCAGAACUGAAGCUGGCUCUCGUCUCCACAUUGAACCUCCUCUGGAUUGUUCAGAAGAUUUUGACUCACAAGAGGAUGUGAUUGGCAAGCACAAGGAUGCCACUGUGGACCACACACAGGAGCUAAGAAAAGAUCUGGGACUCAGCACAAGCCUCCAGACACAAGGGGACAGCUCCAGUGACGAGUACGACUCUAUUGAGGAGGACGUCCUCUCUGAGACGGAGACUGAGGACCCUGUACUGCCAGUCCAUGACAGAGAUGAGUGUCCCCUUCCCAGCCAUGAUGCAGUGCUGAAGGAUGUCCCCAAGGACCAGGAACUGGAAAGCCGGCAUCCCCAGGCCACAGACACCCUUGUGGUGAUGGAGUUUAACCCAGCUUCUAAAAGUAAUAAAAUGGACCGAAUUUUAUCUGCUAAGCGAAAGGAGAAUGCUGAGGUCUUCAUCCCCAGCAAACCAGAGUCAGUCCUGAAUCCACAGCCCCCAAUUGUGUUCCAAGACCAGGAGAGAGCCUGUUCUAGAUCUGGAAGCCGGAGAGAUAGACCCUUGUCAGCAACCCGCAAAGCAUAUGCAGCCGAGGACCGAGAGGAAGAUGCCUCGGCUGUACUGAAAGCCAUCCAGGUGGAGAAUGCAGCUCUACAACAGGUGUUCCUCAGCCAAGAUCCUGAGCUACGUACCAGUCCACAGCAGGAUGCCAAGGAACCACCAGCAAAAUCAUGGCCCAGUCUGCUGAAGGCCAAGGAGGACAUCUCUGAGCUGCUUGCUGUCACUCCAGUGACCACCAAUCCUGAGCUGUGCAGGGCAGCAGAGGGAGCCAAAGCUGUCAGCCAAGCCAUGGACAGAAUGAGCCCUUUGGGAAGCAGACAACAGCAUAAACUUCUGGGAAUCUUGCAGACUGUGGAAAGUGACACUACCCAUCUCAGCCAGGUGGCUAUACCAACAGAGAAGCCAGUACCAGAUUCAGAGGAAAAGUGGAAAGCAAGAGUAGAUGAGAUUGAAGACGCCAUCUAUGUGACUAUGGAAAUCCUGUCUAACUGGGGCAAUGCAUCAUGGGUAGGUCUCACGGAAGUCCAGUUCUUUGACCUGAACAACAUAAAGCUUUAUGUCUCACCUCAUGAUGUGGACAUCCGGAAUGCAGUGUUGCCAGGCGAGCUGGGCUGCCUUGUCAACAGGGACUUAAUGGAUCUUGACAUUGGUGCUAAGAACGUGAAACUCUAUGUCAACAAAAGCCUCAUCUUUGAUGGUGUGUUAGAGAAAGGAGGAGGUGAAACCCCCUUUGAUUGUACCAUCCCUGUUGACCUUCAGAGAGAGAGGAACGAGAGCCCAGAAAAGCCCUUGAGCACUGGCUGGAAAGAAAGCAAAGGUGCCCUCAAGAUGGCCGCCAUGAGUGAGGACGGGGUGCUUGGGCUUAGUUGCUCACGGCCAGCAGACGCCUUGGGUCUGACAGCUUCCUCGCAAGGAGAUUUCCUUGGUGAAAAGAUGACUUCUACAUAUUGCCCAAAGAACAGUUUGUCCAAAUUACAGGAAGAUAUAAGACUGUUGGCAACUCCCGCCUCUAUGGGUGAUGGGCCCAGUGUCCCAUCUUCCUCCUCUCCUGGGAAAUGUCUUCCUCUAGAAGAGGAGUCCUCUUUGAUCCAACAGCUGGAAAACCUCAGAGGUAGGAAAAUCCCUGAACCCACUGGGAAAACCCCACACUGGUUACAGCCUUCUCUAGCAGGGAUGGGAAAGAAACAGACAGUCAGGAAACCCAAACCCCUGUGGCUCAGUCCUGAAAAAGAUCUGGAACAGAAGACCAGGCUUCCAUCUGAUGAUGUCAUUGGUGAUGCUCCUGGAGAGGUGGAGGCCAAGGAAAAAGGCCCUCGGCGUGAGCAAGGGAGGACUAGCAGCUGGAAUGUCAUCACUGAAGAGAGACCCCCCAAGGCAUCCUCCAAAGCCUGUUGCAAUGACUUAGACAUCUUUAGCCAGCCUCCUAACAGGGAUCGCCCUGCUAGUGGGAGGAGGGCCCUAAAGAAGGAUGCCAGCAGUAGCCAUGGUGAUGACCGGCCAGCCAGCAAAGAGGCCACCCAGGUCACCCAGACACUGCCAUGGUUGCAGUGGUAUGGUGAGCAGGAACAUGCACUGCAUGCAUCAUGGGACUCCCUCACUGCCUUCGACCGUGCCCACCGGGGCCGAAUCUCUGCCCUGGAGCCACAAGGGGACAUCCUAGAUGAAUUCCUGAAGCAACAGAGGAGCAGCCGGCAUGAGGACUCCCCAGCCCCCUGCAGAGACGAGGAGCUAGUGCCCUCCACAGAGACAGAUGGCGACAGCGACUUUAAAAUCCCCGUCCUCCCUUAUGGACAGCACUUGGUCAUUGACAUCAAGUCUACAUGGGGAGACAGACACUAUGUUGGCCUUAACGGCAUAGAAAUAUUCAGCUCCUCAGGGGAACCAGUACAGAUUUCCAGCAUUACAGCAGACCCCCCUGACAUCAAUAUUUUACCAGCUUAUGGGAAAGACCCACGUGUAGUUUCCAACCUCAUUGAUGGGGUGAACAGGACCCAGGAUGACAUGCACGUCUGGCUAGCCCCCUUCACACCAGGCAUGACCCACACCAUCUCCAUUGAGUUCACACACCCUUGCCAAGUUGCCCUGAUUAGGAUUUGGAAUUAUAAUAAGUCUCGAAUCCACUCCUUCCGAGGUGUGAAGGACAUCACGAUGCUGUUGGAUACUCAGUGCAUCUUUGAAGGAGAAAUUGCCAAAGCCUCAGGAACCCUGAUGGGAGCCCCCGAGCACUUUGGAGACACUAUUCUAUUCACCAUGGAUGAGGACAUCCUGGAGGCCAUAUUCUGUUUGGAUGAUACUUUUGACAUGGAUGCUGAGAGCUUGUGUGGCCUUCAGCCUGAAGAGGCGCUAAGGAGGCCCAGCACUGCCGACGGUGAAGGUCAGGAUGAAAGGCCUUUCACACAGGCUGGCUUGGGUGCCCAGGACCAGGUACCAGGGCUAGAGCUACAAACCAGCUCCCCUGUCUCUGAAGUCACCACACCUGAGCCAGGCAUCUUCUAUGGGCUAUGCCUCCGACUAAACUUGACAGCCUCCUGGGGAGACCUGCACUACAUAGGACUCACUGGCCUGGAAGUAGUAGGCAAGGAUGGCGAGGCCCUGCCCAUCCAACCACACCAACUCUCUGCCUCUCCGAGGGACUUAAAUGACCUGCCUGAGUACAAUGAUGACUCACGGACCCUGGACAAGUUAAUUGAUGGCAUGAACAUCACCACGGAGGAUGAACACAUGUGGUUGAUCCCCUUUUCCCCUGGGUUGGACCAUGUGGUUGUGAUCCACUUUGACAGAGCCCAAAGCAUUGCUGGCCUGCGCCUCUGGAACUACAAUAAAUCUCCUGAGGACACCUACCGAGGGGUCAAAAUCAUUCAUGUGUCCCUGGAUGGCCUGUGUGUGUCUCCUGCAGAAGGCUUUCUCAUCCGAAAGGGGCCUGGCAACUGUCACUUUGAUUUUGCACAAGAAAUCCUCUUCGGAGACUACCUACAGACCCGGCUACCGCCGGCACCCACCAGGAGGCUAGAUGCAAAGAGCCUGGAGCGAGCCAGUAUGGACUACGAGGCCCCACUCAUGCCCUGUGGCUUCAUUUUCCAGUUCCAGCUGCUGUCCAGCUGGGGCGAUCCCUACUACAUUGGCCUCACUGGGCUGGAACUGUAUGAUGAGCAUGGGGAGAGGAUCCCAUUGUCCCAGAACAAUAUUGCUGCCUUCCCGGACAGUGUGAAUGCACUAGAGGGUGUAUGUGGGGAUGUGAGAACCCCUGACAAGCUUAUCGACCAAGUCAAUGACACCAGUGAUGGCAGGCACAUGUGGUUGGCCCCCAUCCUGCCUGGCCUGGUGAACCGAGUGUAUGUCAUUUUUGAUCUGCCCACCACUGUGUCAAUGAUCAAACUGUGGAAUUACACGAAAACGCCUCAACGAGGGGUGAAGGAGUUUGGCCUGCUGGUGGAUGACUUACUCGUGUACAAUGGCAUUCUCGCCAUGGUGAGCCACCUGGUUGGGGGCAUCCUGCCCACAUGUGAGCCUACUGUGCCCCACCACACCAUCCUUUUUGCUGAGGACACUGACUUCUGUCACCAGGAAAAACACACCAUCUUCAGUAAGCCAGAGGAAGACCAGGACAUACAAAUGAUGAAUGAAAACCAGGUCAUCACUACCUCGAGGAGGAAGCCAGGCACUGCUGACCCAGCCUUACGCCCCAAAACCUGCAUACGUGAGAAGGAGACCUCAAGGCGUUGGCGGUGCUGACUGGAGCAGGAGGGAGAGCCUCUUCGCCUGGCUAGGCUCUAUCACCAGCCCUGAGCAGCACCCACGUCCCUCAGACUUCAGGGUUGGCCAGCUGGGACCCCAAGGGCUGGAAGAGCAUGGAGGGACAAGGGACUUGAAUCACAGCCCCGGGAGCUAUAGGUGUCAGAUGAAAGGGUCAAGAACAGGAUAGCUGCUUCCUGCCACACGGGGCUGCCUGCUUGGAGCCAGGGACACUUGGGUCCUCUCUGUGCCUCGCCUGUGAGGUCCAUAAGAGCAGAGCCUCUGGCACCAGAGUCCUAGGCAGCCCCUGACCCAGGCCCAGAACUCAGUACCAUGACCAUGGAACCCACGCCCCUCCAACACAGCCCUCCUCACUAAGGGCAACAGAGCUGCUGAGAGGCCACUGUGCUACAGCUCCUCCUGUAUCCAGUGCCUCUGGAAGCCUGAUGGGGCUAGUCCUAGGUAGCCCCUGCCCUCUGUCCAAACCUGAUUCAGGAUGGGUCAAGGAUGUGUCCUGCCAAGGAGAGGAAGUGAGGUGCAGUGAGUGCUGAAACCUGCCCUUAGCCCCUACAUCACACACACACACACACACACACACACACACACACACACACUCUCCUACCUGCAAGUCAGAGCUAGGAGGGCCUAGGCUCAGGCUGCCUCUUCUCCCUGCAGCCUAGAGCCCCAUAACUCUGUGUACGUCUAUGGAACAAGUGCAGAUCAGGGACCUAAUCAGCCUCUCAGUAGUGGUAAUUUCUGGUUCCAAAUAUUAAUUUGUUAUUUUCCUGGCUCGGGGCCCAGUGGGGCAGUGCCAUGGUGCCGAACUCAGCACGUUUAAUACUACCAAGAACCACAAACACUUUUAAGCAGCAACACCCAGCAGCUGUACAGAUGUUUUAAUUCGGAGCCAGCUGACAUGCAGAUAGGAUUGCUUCUUUGAUGAGAAUCCAUCAUCUCUGUAGCCUCCAGGGUCCCCACCCCCACCCUGGGCUCCUCAGCUCACUCCCAGAUGAGCUGCACACUUCCCAGGAGAGCCGUCAAACCAACUCCCAGGAGGAAGCCGGGACCACUGCUUUAACAGGAAUCCAGCUUCUACUCCUGGGGGUGGGCUCAGGUGGAUUUUUCUGGAACACACAAGACUGACCUUGGUGUGCUCCCUCCAGAUACUUGGUGGGUGUUUAUAAGUGUAUAUUCCAUGCACUCUCAGAGGGAAGGCAUUGGCACAAGCAUUAACUCUCAAACAAAUGUCUAUUUUUUCUUACAAAAUCAAUAAAAGAUGUUAUUAAGAA
Molecule: messenger RNA, 5965 nt
Organism: Arvicanthis niloticus (Nile rat)
Lineage: Eukaryota; Metazoa; Chordata; Mammalia; Rodentia; Muridae
Source: RefSeq, a predicted model, not a curated record